Molecule: messenger RNA, 2576 nt
Organism: Xyrichtys novacula (pearly razorfish)
Lineage: Eukaryota; Metazoa; Chordata; Actinopteri; Labriformes; Labridae
Source: the annotation of a GenBank genome assembly
AUGUCUAAGAAAUGGAGUAAGAGGUGGCCUGACAUUGACCAGCCUUGGCCAGUGGAAGGUACCCUUAAUCCUGAAGUGGUUAAAACAAUGCACGUGCUAGUGUCCACCUAUAAGGCAGAGCAAAAGAAAGGAAAGAAGGGAAAGAAACGGCAAGAAAAGAGACAGAGGGAGCUUAACAUUUUGCACUUGUUUGAGCAGGAGGGGCAGAAAAUGCUAAAAGCCGAUAAGGAGAGAAAAGACAGGAUUGUAGAAGAAAUAAACAAAAAUGUUAAAUCAACAGAAAAAUUGAUGGCAGAAGUGAAUAAACCUUUCUCACACACAACCCCAGUGAAGAGCCCCCCACCGUAUGAGAAAGAGAUUCGGUACACUGAUGUCUAUCCUCAGCUCCCCGUGAUUAAACAGGAGGGCGUGUAUCACAUCAAAGACGAGGAGAAGCAGAUGAUAGAGACAGGAACAGCUAGAACAACUAUAAAAAUGUACCCAAGCAGGAAGAGUAAAACGAAUACAGGUCAUCCAGCAGCUAGGGGUGAACAAAAAUACAGAAAAAUAGAAAUGGGAGAUGAUAGUCAGAGUGAUUCAGAAGAGGCUAUUGGAGGAUACGACCCAGCAGUUAGAAACAUAUUAGCCAGAGCAGAGAAAAGAGGAGGAAAAUCACUGAGGGAAAAAGGGCCAGCAAAAGACACCUCAGAGGAGAGUGAAGAUAAUGAUAGGGAUGAAGAAUCAGACAGUGAAGAGUCUUCAUAUUCCCUUUGGUCAACACCAAGGACUGAAGCUGAGGAGAGGCACAAGGCGUUGAGAAGGAUUGAGAAACGCAUCGACAAAUGCUAUGGCAACCUAAGUAGUGCUACCAGUCCUGAAAAACAUAGAGAAGUGAGGGAAGAAUUAGAAGAGCUACAAAUAAUAAAGAAUGACCUGAAGAAAAAAGGAAGUGAAAAGCCAUCCACUUCAGGGUAUUCCUUACGCCCAAGAAAAGGGGAUAAGCCAGCUGGGAAAAUGUGUCCAGUUAUUGUUCGGGGACAGAAUUUGGAGUACAAGCCUCUGCAAAAUACAGACAUGUCAGACAUUCUUGAAAAGUUACCUACUCUUCAGGAAGGAGCUCACCCUUGGAUUUCCAAGUUAGAGGAAAUUAUGGUGGGAUGGCAGCCUGCUAUGGGAGACAUCAAGAGACUCCUAGCCAGCAUUUUAGGGGUCCCAGCUAUGGAAGAGAUCUUGCAGAGAGCAGGGCUUAACCGGUAUGCAGGGACUGCGGUAAAUGACCCAGAACUGUUUGCUGCAUGUAGAGCUCGGAUGUGGAGAUCACUGAGAGAUGUAUUUCCAACAAAUGUACAUCCAGAUAACAUUAUAAUUGAAUCACUAGGACCACAAGAGAAUCCAAGAGCUUAUGUAUCAAAAGCUCAUCAAAUUUGGAGAAAUAUUACUGGAAACGAUCCAGAUAUGCACCAAAUGGAGCAGUCUAUUUUGCGAGCCAAAAUACAAAAAGGGUUGCCCCAGCCAGUGAUAAAUAAAUUAGAAGAGGUGGUUGGUCUUGGUAGCAUGACAAAAGGGAUAUACACAGACCAUAUAGCACAUCAAGUUGAGUUGUACAGGAAGAAAGAGAACAAGCAGAGAGAGCAUGAUCAUGAGAUCCUGAGACAACUUAACCAGAUACAUUUGGGAGAUAGCAAAAACAAGGAGAAGAAACAAGCUUUGGUUAUGCAGAGCCAAUCUCAAUCAGAGCAGGCAAAAAUGCAACUGCAACAGGAACAUAUGCAGGACCGACCACUCCAGCUGACGCCAGUAGCUCAUUUAGGUUCAUAUGCACAACCAGCCUUCAGUCAGGGGCAGACAUGGAGUGGAAGCGGUGAAGACAGAAACUUCAACCCAAACUUCCACGCAUUUUCAGAAGCAUGUUAUAGGUGUGGACAACUAGGUCAUUAUGCACUUGACUGUUAUUGAGUAGAAGAAAGCUCUAUCAGAGGAAUCAUAAAAGGGCUGAUGGUGACACCUCCAGACCUACUUGGAUUAACGAUUCAGGAGGCCAAAGUUAGCCAAUGAUGCAAGGAGGGAAGUUACAAGAAACAUCAUAAAGGAAUAGGUUUUUGGGCACCACAAAUUUUUGAUUAUGCCAUAAGUAGAUGUACAAUCUAGCUAAAAGAAUAAUGUUUGAUGGGUUAACAGUUGAAGCUUGUCCAACCAAGCAAAAAGAUGCUCAGUAUGUUGCCAAGUUUUUGUGUAGGGAGGUCAUAAGCAGAUGGGGACUUUCAGAGUAAAUAUUCGAAGAUAAUGGAGAAGAGUGUGUGGAUAAAACAGUGAAAUUGAUUUGAAAAACUAAGAAUUGAACACUGUUUAAGAGCUCUGUACCAUCCGCAAAGCCAAGGUAUCUGUGAAAAAACAAAAAAAAUGAAUGGGGUGAUGAGAAACCCUAUGGGUAAGAUUGGCCAACACACAGGUUUACAUUUUGAUGAUGUAAAGGGGAGGUAUUACUACAUGUCAAAACAAAAAUUUAUGUUUUCUGGCAAGGUAUUGCUUAAUGUUUUCAUCCCCAGGACAGCAGUUGGGGAGACCAGCUAAAGAAAGGUGGUUCUCCAGACAUCUAA